GAUGGAAAUUUCUUAAACAUCGUUAAAUAUUGUCACCACACCAGCAGCGUCGAAGAUCAGGCGACACAGCCAGCACACUUACAAUCAACGCUGACACCUAGAGAGAGAUAGAGAGAGGGAGGAGAAAAGUCCAAGCCGAAACACGUUUGGAUCCAGACCAUCCAAGUCUCAGCAGCUUCCAGAAUAAUCCCCUUCCUCUUCAGCCUCUCCGAUUUGGCAACGAUUCGAAGUUCGAACCGAACCAAUCUUGUAGAUUUUUCCUUUUACUACGUCUACCGUGUAUUUCUUCUUCGACUUUCCGUCAAACCCCUCUCUACUCUUCUCUCCAAUUCCACCGUCUUCAAAUCAAAAUUCGUCUCUCGUUCUCUGUGUGUAGUAAGAUGGGGAUAUCAUGGAGCAACAGCAGCAGCAACAACAGAAGAAGAAGAAACAACAAUUACCAUCAAAACCCACCUCCUUCUCAUCUCAUUGCUUCAUUUUCUUCCUCUGACCCCUAUCCUGCUCCGUCUUCCUACCCUUAUCCUGCGCACCCUCCUCCUCCUCCGCCGCCGCCUCCUGCUCCUCCGGUUCACUCUUCCUACUACUACCCUGGUGGGUACAGUGCUGGAAAUUACGGCAAUCCCAUGGCGGGGCGUGCGAAUUUUGCCCCGCACUAUGCUUACCACAACCUUGGCUGGUCGGCUCCUGGAAUUCGGCCGCCUCCUCCGAUGACUGGUCCGCCAUUGCCGCCGCCUCCGCCGUAUGUGGAACACCAGCAGGCUAAGAAGGUCAGGAAUGAUGUGAAUGUGCAUAAGGAUACGCUGCGGCUUGAGGUUGAUGAGCAGAACCCAGAUCAUCAUCUGAUCUCAUUCGUUUUUGAUGCACUGUUUGAUGGGAGCUUUACCAUUCUUUACUUUGCCAAGGAAGAGCCCAAUUGUAAAUUUCUUCCAGUAAUUCCUGAAGCUUAUGUGCCAGUGAAAGUCCCUUUUCAGAAAGGGCCUGGCCAGAAAUUUCGUCAACCUUCUGGAACUGGCAUUGACUUGGGUUUCUUCGAAUUGGAGGAACUUUCUACACCAUCACCAGGAGAAGAUAUGUUCCCUCUUGUAAUCUCUGCUGAAACAUUUGUGCCAGCUGAUCCUACAGAAGAAAGUCUUACUGAUCCUUCACCAAGUUCAUCCCCUCAUAUGCAGAUUACUCAAGCUGUUAUUCACAAGAACAAUGACAAUGCUUUUGAUGUGAGAGUGAUCAAACAGAUAUUAUGGAUUGAUAGGGUUCGGUAUGAACUUCGUGAGAUUUAUGGAAUCGCAAAUUCAACUGCUGGAAGCUUCAAAGAUGAAGAUCCAGGCAAAGAGUGUGUGAUUUGCAUGACAGGACCUAAGGAUACAGCUGUCCUUCCAUGCCGACAUAUGUGCAUGUGCACUGAAUGUGCAAAAGAAUUGAGGCUUCAAACAAAUAAGUGCCCUAUAUGCCGUCAACCCAUUGAGGAACUCAUAGAAAUCAAGAUCAACAAUGUUGAUCAGUGAGUGAUCCCCUCCUUCGUUCUGGAUCCUAUUGUAUGAUACUCUUUCAAUAUUUUUUUCUUUGUAUUUAAUCCUUUUAUAUAUGUGAUUUUUGUUCUGUUAGUUGUUAAACAUAUCUUCAUUUCUUUUUCUGAUCUUCGAUCACAUGGCGAUGUAUAUAUAAGGGUGCACUUUGGCAUGAUGUUUUUGCAAAUAGAGUAUGGUAUUGGCACCUA
Diospyros lotus (date-plum) is the source of this 1714-nucleotide messenger RNA. RefSeq names its product probable E3 ubiquitin-protein ligase LUL4. Gene Ontology annotation, molecular function: ubiquitin protein ligase activity. NCBI's taxonomy places the organism in Eukaryota, Viridiplantae, Streptophyta, Magnoliopsida, Ericales, Ebenaceae. Gene Ontology annotation, biological process: protein ubiquitination. The record is from RefSeq and is a predicted model, not a curated record. The transcript is spliced from 3 exons. The coding region runs from base 381 to 1502 and encodes 373 amino acids.